Molecule: messenger RNA, 1407 nt
Organism: Symbiodinium sp. CCMP2456
Lineage: Eukaryota; Dinophyceae; Suessiales; Symbiodiniaceae
Source: the annotation of a GenBank genome assembly
AUGUUUGCCCAAUUCUCGGAUUCCUUCCACCACUCCAUCUCCUCAAUUCUUCAGUCCGUCGGGGUGGAGCUUGCGAUCUUCGUUGUCACCCUGUCGGUCGCCUUCAUCUUCAGUCAAGUCGGCAAGAAGAACGUCGACGCAAAGAAGCUCAAAGCAUCCAGUGAUGAGGAAAGAUGCCCAUCUUGGUUUUCGUGGAAGCUGCCCGUGGCAAAGGCAGUUGAGCCAUGCAAACCGCUUCCAGUACAGAAGAAGCCCCUGUGCAAGCAGGAGCAGCAGUCGAACUCCGCUCGGACCUCCUGCUCUUCCGGCUCUGCCUCGCGCCGACUUGAUGAGAUCGCCACCUUUGCGCGAGAUCAGCAUGCAAGCCGAAACGUCGGCCAGGUGAUCCAGAUGUAUGACGACUUCUUAUCCAGUCUUGCCGAGAAGCACAUGCAGAUCCCCGAGGUCGCGAGUAGCGCACGACACAGUGCAGUCGAGUUCUUCGCAGCUCUGGUCUACUGCGUGGUUCGAGCUGGCCGCUUCAACUUGGUGGAGAGGUUGCUGGAUGACAUGGUCGCACAGGGCGUGGCCCGGCCUCUGCAGUUCUACGAGAGCACCAUGAAGCAGCUUGCAGGAGUGAAGAAGUACAAGCUGGCCUUGGCUGUGUACGAUCGACUGUCAGCAGACGGCCUUCAACCUUCCGCGGUCACGCUGAGCUGUCUCAUCAACUUCGCUGUUGAGGUGGGUGAGCUCAACAGGGCCAUCCAGUUCUUUAAGGUUCUCUCGACGGUGAGCACGCCGUCAAUCCGGGCGUACAUGACCGUGCUGCGUGUUCACAGCAUGCGCCAGGACUGGCCUGCAACGCUUUGGACUAUCCGAGACAUGAGACGUCGUGGCGUGGAGGUGGAUACGUUGGCCAUGAAUGUGGCCCUAAGCACUGGCGUCGUUGCGGACCACAUCGAGGAGGUGGAGGCCUUGCUGGCAGAGGCUCCAAGCGUGGACAUCGUGUCGUACAACACCCUGGUGAAAGGCUAUGCCCAGCGCAGCGAUCUGGACAAAGCCCAGCAGGUGUUGGCCAAAUUGCUGGAACGGGGACUGCGGCCUAAUGCCAUCACCUUCAACACAGUGAUGGAUGCCGCUGUACGCAGCGGAGAAAUCUGCCAAGCGUGGCAACUCUUCGACAGCAUGUCCGGAAGGGGCCUUCGGCCAGAUCGGUUCACUUGCUCCAUCCUCGUUAAGGGCUUGACGAAGCGUCCGACAGCCCGAUUCCUCAGAGAAAGCCCUGAGCUUGAGAGCCAGCCAGCAUUUCUUCAACGCGGCUUUCUUGUCUUUCAGUGCCCGUCGCUUCGGUGCAGAAGCCUGAGGUGUGCACGUAUAGGUAUAUACAUACAUUUAUUUGUGGUGUAUUUACUUAUGAAAUAUAAAUGA